UUUUUUUUCAAAUUUCACAAUAUUGUUAAAAAUUACGUUCUCCUCUAUAUCUAUUAUCCAUAUAAAAACCUCAAAGAUAAGAUAACAUUUUCCUCCAUUAUCAUUUCUCUUCCAUGAAAACAACUGCAAUUUGAGCUUCAAAAACCUUCGUCAAACAUCUUAAAAAUGGCGGUCACUUCAUCAAUGAGCUUCAACCUAAUCGCUUCCUUUAAAGGAAUUUCAUUAACUUCAACUUCUUCUUCAUCCUUUCUUAGAGGUGAAUUUGGACCUCAUUCUCUUUCUUUUCCUCCAAAAUCUCCCCUCUCAAAAUCUCCAUUUCCAUUGACGAUUGAAUCUGCUCAUAAAAAAGGAGCUGGAAGUACUAAAAAUGGUCGAGACUCUAAAGGUCAAAGACUCGGUGUCAAAAUUUAUGGUGACCAAGUCGCUAAACCUGGCGCCAUUAUUAUUCGUCAGCGUGGAACUAAGUUCCACCCUGGGAAGAAUGUUGGACUUGGCAAGGACCAUACAAUCUUUGCUUUAAUUGAUGGAUUAGUGAAAUUUGAGAAGUUCGGUCCAGACAAAAAGAAGGUGAGUGUUUAUCCAAGAGAACUGCAGCCUGAAAACCCCAACAGCUACAGGGCAAGGAAACGAGAGAAUUUCAGGCUACAGCGUGAGAAGAAGAAGGCAAGAAGGGAAGGAUAUUCUGUAGAACCGCAGCUAAUCAUGGCUUCUGCUAUUCCUGAAGUUGCUGAUGAAAAUCCAAUCUGCUGAUGACCGAGUUAUUAUAAGCUUUAGUUUCCAUCAUUUUUUUUGAGCAGAUUUUGCAUUUUAUUGUAAUAUACUUGUCAUAGCCACAAAAGAUAAAUUCCCAAUGUCUAAUGUAUAUCAGUUGCAUAAAAUGUCUACUGUAACCUUAAGACUCAUGAUAUUAUGUAAUCUGUUAUAAUGAUUUUGUCA
This is a messenger RNA of Amaranthus tricolor (Joseph's coat), 936 nucleotides long. Its product is annotated as 50S ribosomal protein L27, chloroplastic. Lineage: Eukaryota; Viridiplantae; Streptophyta; Magnoliopsida; Caryophyllales; Amaranthaceae. Gene Ontology annotation, molecular function: structural constituent of ribosome. Gene Ontology annotation, biological process: translation. The transcript has 3 exons. Bases 166 to 750 code for a protein of 194 amino acids. Gene Ontology annotation, cellular component: ribosome. The record is from RefSeq and is a predicted model, not a curated record.